Nicotiana tabacum (common tobacco) is the source of this 1269-nucleotide messenger RNA. Lineage: Eukaryota; Viridiplantae; Streptophyta; Magnoliopsida; Solanales; Solanaceae. The record is from RefSeq and is a predicted model, not a curated record.
AUGUCUAAGAGUGAUGGUCAUGUAGUAAUGCUACCAUGGUCUGCAUUUGGUCACCUUAUUCCAUUUUUCAAUCUCUCCUUAUCUUUAGCCAAAGUAGGAGGAAUUCAUAUCUCAUUCAUAUCAACUCCCAGAAAUAUCAAAAGACUCCCUAAAGUUCCUCCAAACUUAACACACCUUGUAAAACUAGUGGAAUUUCCAAUGCCAACUCUUGAUGACAAGAGUCUUUUGCCUGAAGAUGCUGAAGCUACUUCUGAUCUUCCUAGUUAUUUAGAACAACUCCAGUACUUGAAAGCAGCUUAUGAUCUUCUCCAAGAACCAAUCCAAAAGUUCAUUGCAGAUAAAAAAACAGAUUGGAUUAUUGUCGAUUUCGCCCAAUAUUGGAUAGUUGAGUUUGCUGAAACUCACGAUAUACCUUUAAUUUACUUUAGUAUUUUUCCUGCUGCUGCAGUAGGUUUCUCAAUUGCUGCAUCAGUUACAGAUAAGUCAGUGCUUGAAAGUUUUACCUCACCAGCGUCUGAGAUGCUGCAUAUUCCAUCGUCGACUUUGUGUUACCGAAGGUAUGAAGCAUUAGAGAUUAUGUCUUCAUGUUUUGAAGAAGACGCCUCAGGGGUGUCAUAUGCUCAACGUGGAGCUGAUAUAAUAUUUGCAUGUCAAGCCAUGGCUAUACGAGGUUGCCAAGAAUUUGAUGGUGAGUAUUUGGAUGCAGUACAUAAAGUCAUAGACAAGCCUGCUAUUCCUGUUGGAUUAUUACCACCCGCUGAAACAUCAAGAAACUGUAGCUUCAAUUACGAAGAUGAUGAUCAAUCAAUAUCAUGGCAGGAAAUGUUCAAAUGGCUCGAUCAACAGAAACCCAUGUCAGUUUUAUUCGUUGGGUUUGGAAGCGAAAUGGAACCGAGUAAAGACCAAGUGCAUGAAAUAGCAUAUGGGCUUGAGCUCUCUGGGCUACCAUUCAUAUGGAUACUACAGAAGAAAAGUCUGCAACAUGGUCAUGUUCUUGUUCUUCAGCCAUUAAUGUAUGAUCAAGGCCUAAAUGCAAGAAUGCUAGUAGAAAAAGGACUCGGUGUUGAAGUGGAGAGAAAUGAAGAAGAUGGUUCAUUUACUAGAAAUGAUAUAUCUAACGCAUUGACAUACGCCAUGAUUUCUACAGAAAGUGAAGAGCUUAGGGAAAGAACAACAAAAGCUACUGCUAUUUUUGGAGAUCGGAAGUUGCAUGAUUCUUACAUUGCUAACUUUGUUGAGUAUCUGAAAACUGAUUGGAAAAAUCAUUAG